AUGCCUAUCUACCCAACAGCACCUCUUACAAGUUCUAUUCCAGCUCCAGUCAGCGUCGUUUAACCAGUAAGCUAUGCCCAACCAGUGACUUAUGCUCAACCAGUCUAAUACGUUCCACAACCUGUUUAAUAUGUGCCCCAACCUGUUUAAUAUGUGCCCCAACCCGUUGUUCAAUAACCAGUUAUUGCUCAACCAAUCCUCACCCAAUCAGUUGUAGCUGCCCCACAAUAGGCUCCAAUCAAAGGAGAAUCCAGAGUUGAAUACAGAGAAUUUCAAAGACCUGUUGUUGAGAUGGAAACAGAAACUAUUUAAGUUCAAGUACCAAAAACUAAAUACGUGACUGAUUACUAUCCAGUUGAAUACUAAACUGAGUACAUCCCAAGAACAGUUUAUGAGUAGUAAACUGAAUACGUACCAGUCACUAAAACAGUCCCUAGAGUUGAAUAUGAUGCUGUUGAGAGAGAAGUAUAAAGAGUGUAAUAUCAACCAGUCCAAACCGUCCCUGUUUAACCAGUUUUCAAUCCUAUGUUCAACCAGUCCAACCACUCACUUAUUCAGUUGCUAGACCAAUAGCCUAAGCUCCAGUCUAUGCUCAACCAGUAGUUGCUCCAGCACUCACUUAUUCAGGUGUUAGACCAGCUUAUGCCCCAGUUUAUCCAAGUUAUCCUCAAGUUGGUGCUAGACCAUAAUAAGCAUAAUAACCAGUGCCUUCAAACAAACCAUAAUGAAAAUGAAAUAUUAUAUCAUAAGCAUUUGUACAGAAUAAUAAACUUUAUCAUAAAAUUAAAAUUUUUUUUUUCAAAUUCGAAAAUCAAUUCUAUUCUUAAAAACUCAUAUUCAAUAGAGUUUUAUUAACUUUAUUCCUACGUCUUAUAUAUCUUUGGAGAUAUUCUGUGCAUUUUAAUACAAUUUCUUAUUUUUUAAAAAUGA
This is a messenger RNA of Paramecium tetraurelia, 930 nucleotides long. RefSeq lists its product as uncharacterized. The transcript is spliced from 4 exons. Lineage: Eukaryota; Ciliophora; Oligohymenophorea; Peniculida; Parameciidae. The record is from RefSeq and is a predicted model, not a curated record.